Lytechinus variegatus (green sea urchin) is the source of this 1389-nucleotide messenger RNA. Its product is annotated as F-box/LRR-repeat protein 12-like. The coding region runs from base 17 to 1261 and encodes 414 amino acids. The record is from RefSeq and is a predicted model, not a curated record. NCBI's taxonomy places the organism in Eukaryota, Metazoa, Echinodermata, Echinoidea, Temnopleuroida, Toxopneustidae. Gene Ontology annotation, molecular function: protein binding. The transcript has 4 exons.
GUCGCUUGGUUUCAGUAUGCCUCGGUCCAAAGACAAAGAGGAUGCGUUAAUGAAUAAGGCUCUAAGAACCACCAAGACACCUUGCAAUUCAGCAGCAAAUUCUCUUGAUGUGAAUGCCGUCUUGGAUCUGGGUGAUGUUUGUGUUGAUUCUGAUGUGUUAACACCCCAGAAGGUUGCUGAUCACCUAUCAAGUGCAAUUCAUAGUGAGAUGGGGGAAUGUCCAGUAAGAUCCAUGCCUGAUAGUGUUAUGCUAGAGAUACUGGGAUAUCUAUCUGUAAAGGAUCUCUGCAGAGCUGCCUGUGUUUGUAGAGGAUGGAACCAUCUGGUAAGACAGAAACCACUGUGGAGAGUAGUGGAUCUUUCACCUUACAAGAUCAGUCUGGUCAACAUUCGUAAGCUAGUCUUUGCUUACUUCAGUGAUUCCCUACGUAGCCUCAGUCUCGGUGGCUUCCUCUCAUCGGUCAAGAAUACAGAGUGUAUCUCAGACUCCUUGCUUCAAGAACUUGGAAACCGCUGCCCAAAGCUCCAAGAACUCUGCAUCAGGGGGGCCGAUUUAUCCAAGGCAAGCUCAACCAACCUGCCACCAAAAUUACAGACUCUGAAGUUGAUAUCAUGUAACUAUCCCACGUUUUGGCUAACUGCGGCAUUUAAACAGUCCAAACUUGAUUCGCUAAAGCAUCUAGACAUGACUUGCUCUAAUGGUUUUGGUAAUCGAGACUUAGAAUCCAUUACACCUGCCCCUAUGACAUCUGUUCUUGUUCUGAAGUUAAGGAACUGCUAUCGGAUCACGCCACGAGGGACGAGUCGCAUCACAGACAACUUUCCCAACCUGCAGGAGUUGGACCUAAGCAAGUUGCCUCAGACCAAUGAGACCCUCCAGAAGAUCGGUCGUAACCUGACACAGUUAAGAAUCCUUAGACUUCAUCAGUGCACCAAUAGUGAGAAUGUCCUCUUUGAUUUACACCAUCUGUCACCACUGAAGCAGCUGGAAGAACUUGAUGUGAGCACCAUGCCUGAUAACAGCCCUUUCUCAGAAUCACCUACCUAUGAUGGUAAUGUCCUAGCUGGCUUAGCCAAUUCUCUACCUAAAUUGAAAGUUCUGUUGGUGUCCAAGAAUAAACAUUUUACAGAAGGCCAUGUACAGAGAGUUAACAAUGGUUGUGUAAUGCAUCAAGAAGGAGGUGAUGCUAGGGCUAUGUGGAGGAUUGGUUUCUAUCCACAUGACAGGUUGAUCAGAGUAGCACAGCAACAAACCCAUUGAUGCCCAUUCUAUCACAAUAAAACAAUUUUGUUUCCCAAAUGUCUUCAUGGCAAACUGCACUUUUCCGACAAUGGUAUAAAUCAGAUGCGUAAUGAGCCAAUCAGUUUGAGAGGGCCAGACAUGGCAUA